Molecule: messenger RNA, 1423 nt
Organism: Funneliformis geosporum
Lineage: Eukaryota; Fungi; Glomeromycota; Glomeromycetes; Glomerales; Glomeraceae
Source: the annotation of a GenBank genome assembly
AUGCUUUUUGCAACCAUUUUAGUUUUUAUUUCUUUUAUAGCUUACAAAAUUUAUCAAACCUUUAGAGUACCCGAAGGACUCAAAGAUGUACCUACAUUAAGUUGCUUGAAACUUUUUAAAUCUAUGCUCUCUAUUGAAGGUCCUGAUAAACGUUGGGAAGAUACACGAAAAAUUCUUGAGAAAGAUGGAAUUGGAAAAUUUUGGUUCAAUGGAGAAUGGUAUGUCGUUACUACCGAUUUGGAACUUACAAAAGAUGUAAUUGCAAAAACAGAUUUGUAUCCUAAAUCAUCGCUCGAAGAAUCGAAUCCCGGAUCUUUAAUGGCUAGUUACUACGGUACAAACGUAGUAUUUUCCAACGGAGAUGUUUGGAAACGUCAUCGUUAUAAUACAAAUUCUGCGUUUAAAAAUCUACCCAUGCACUUAUUUGAUGAAACCGCUUUGAAAUUUCUGAAGGUCAUCGAAAAAAUUGAUAAUGGACCCAUAGAGGUAAAAGGUCUUAUGGAUAGAUUGACUUUAGACGUACUUGGAAAAGUUGCUUUCGGAUUUGAUUUUAAUAAUCUUGAAGAUCCAACAAAUGUUUAUGUUGCUACAUAUCAAGAAGUGACAGAAGAAUGUAAUAAACCAAUAUAUUUUAUUUGCCCAUUCAUUGAAUACAUCCCGUAUUUUUAUCGAACUGAAGCACGUAAAAAAAUUGCAAAGAUUAAUGAUUUUUAUAAUGGACUUAUUGAAAAGAAACGUAAAUCAAUGGAAACGGAUGAAUGGAGUAAAAAAAUAGACAAUAAUUCAGCUGAUUUAUUAGAAUGCAUGAUAAACGCUUCUAACAAUCCAAAAUAUCCCAUGUCAGACGAAGAAAUACGACAUAAUCUUGCAAUACUUAUGUUAGCUGGACAUGAGACUACUGCAACUGCUUUGACAACCAUAUUAUAUGUCUUAGCAACCCACAAGGAUGUGCAAAGCAAAGUUUAUGAGGAAUUAUUAUGCGUUCUAGGCGAUAAUUUAACCCCAACCAUCGAACAACAAAGAGAAUUAAAAUAUAUGAACAUGGUUUUAAAUGAAAACUUAAGAUUUUAUCCUCCAGUUUAUCAAUUACCACGAAGAGAAAAUGCAGAGAUUAUUAAAUUUCGAAACCAUACAUUAUUGCCAAAAACACCCAUAUUAAUAAAUAUUUAUGGAAUUCAUCAUUCAUCAAAAUAUUGGAAAAAUCCUGAAGAGUUUAUUCCAGAAAGAUUUGAGAAUGAACAUGAUGAAAAACGUGAUCAACAUACUUGGUUACCUUUUGGUGGUGGUUCAAGAAUAUGUUUAGGUAACAACUUUUCACUUAUUGAACAAAGAUUGAUGUUGUGUACUUUAUUGAAGAAAUAUGAGGUGUCUUUACCAGCAGAUAGUAUUCAUAAAGAUAAACUACAUCUUUAUUUAUUUAAUG